This is a messenger RNA of Hemibagrus wyckioides, 1527 nucleotides long. RefSeq names its product GTPase IMAP family member 7-like. The record is from RefSeq and is a predicted model, not a curated record. Lineage: Eukaryota; Metazoa; Chordata; Actinopteri; Siluriformes; Bagridae. Gene Ontology annotation, molecular function: GTP binding. The transcript is spliced from 2 exons. Bases 190 to 1527 code for a protein of 445 amino acids.
UAUUAAUGUGUACCUAAGUUUUAUUGUGUAAUUUCAAAUAGAUGGUGUACAAGGUGUGAGGUUUUUCCAGAGUGCGAAGAGGACAGCCGAAGGUCUUCUGGGCCGUGGUGAUGACCCUCUGCAGUGUUUUCCUCUGAUCUCCUGUGCAGCUGGUGUACCACACACAUAUACAGUACAUUACAUCCAGAGAUGAGGCGUUCCCAGUUCAAGAACUCCAGUCCACACAGAGACGUCCAGUCCCCAGUGACACAGCUACGGUUGGUGCUGCUGGGCAGAACAGGUUCAGGUAAAAGUGCCACUGGAAACACCAUCUUGGAUAAAGAAUGUUUUCCAUCUGCACUGAGCAUGAGCUCAGUGACAAAGCAAUGCAAGAGGGAAUGUGGAGUAGUUCAGGGGCGGAGCCUGGCAGUGAUUGACACUCCUGGCUGGUUCGACACUUCUCUCCACCAAAAUAAAACAACAGAGGAAGUGCUACGAUGUCUGGCCAUGUGUUCACCUGGACCACAUGCGUUUCUGCUCAUCAUACCAAUCACUCAGUUCACAGAGGAGCAGCAGCAGACUGUAGACAUGAUUGAGAAGGUUUUCAAGGGGAACUUCAGUGAUCACACGAUCAUCAUAUUUACCCGUGCAGACGAGCUGGAAGGAGAGACAAUUGAGCAAUUUAUAUCAGAACAGGACGAGAGAAUCCAGGAUCUAAUUGCACGAUUCGGUGGGCGGUUCCUGGAUUUCAACAACAAGAACCCAGAGAAUCGGCAGCAGGUGAAACAGCUCCUGAAGAAGCUGGAUGAGUUGCUGGAACUUAACAAGUACCGUCACUUCACCAACCGGGAAACAGAAGUUGUAGAGAAGGCAGUAACAAUGUUGGAACAGAAAAAGCAAGAAAAACUGGAUGAAUCAAUUAAGAAGGCCAAGCAGGAAGUACGACAGAUAGCUGAACGUCGCAGGGCUGACAUCAUAAAAGCCCUUGAGACAGAAAAUCAAGAUAUAGAAAGAACCAAAAAUCACAUCCAUGGUAUAAUCCUCAGUUUAACAGCAGAAAUUAACAAAGAAAAUGAAAACCUUUAUGAAGUUCCACAGAAGUUGCACUUGCUGCAGGAGUCUCUAGAGAAUGCAAAAAUCAGCCUCAGAAACCUGGAGAAGGAGAAGAAGUUAAGGAUAAAGGAAAGUGAAGAAAAGAAAAAGGAAGUAGAAAAAUGGAUGGAGGAAGAAGAGCAAAGAAGAGAGCAAGAAGAAAGAGAGAAGGCUUUAAAUGAGGAUGGAAAGGAAUGGUAUUAUAAUGAAAAAUAUAUGACUAUCCUGAAGUACCUCAUAAUUUUUUUGGGAGGUGCUGGAGUUGGAGUUGGAUUUACGUUUCUACCUGCACUUUUUAUGACUGCAGCACCUGUAGGAAUAGCAGCAGAGUUAGCUGCACUACUCGGACCAGAGCUUGCAGCUGCCGUAAUGGCAGCAGCUACAAAAGCGGCUCCUUUAAUUGGUGUAGCAUCAAAAGUAGCUCCAAUGGUGACUGGCCUUUGUUCCAUUCAGUAA